AUGUCGGUUCUUGUGAACGGGAGUCCGACUAAGGAGUUUAAGGUCGAAAGGGAUUUGAGGCAAGGAGAUCCGCUUUCUCCUUUUCUCUUUGUUUUAGUAGCGGAAGGUCUUAUGGCCUUGGUGAAGAAAGCGACGGAGAUUGGUAAAUUUGAAGGGUUUAUUAUUAACGGAAAAAGCAAGAUAGAUAUUCUUCAAUUUGCGAACGACACGUUGUUAAUUGAUGAUGGGAGUUGGAAACAAAUUUUGGCUAUCGAGACGGUUUUGAAAUCUUUUGAAACAGUUUCGGGUCUCGGUAUUAAUUAUCACAAAAGAAAACUCAUCGGUAUCAAUAUCAGUGCUCGAUAUGGGGAUAUUUGUAUGCAGGUGAUCAACGAAGAUGUUUUUCUUAAAACUUCUUUUUCCCCUUUUUCUUGGUGGAAGGACAUCGUUUCUCUCGGUAGGAAUUCACAUAAGGAUGCAGUUGUGAAUAAAUGUAGAACUUGUUUAGGGAAUGGAUUUACAACAUCAUCUUGGCAUUCUUUGUGGAUUGGUAAAGUCUCUUUGAAGGAUUAUUUUCCUUCUCUUUUUUCUAUGUCGCAGCUGCAAGAAGUUUCAGUAGGAGCAAUGAGGGGAUGGACGGUGGAUGGGUGGUGUUAG
Messenger RNA from Vicia villosa (hairy vetch), 636 nucleotides. RefSeq lists its product as uncharacterized. NCBI's taxonomy places the organism in Eukaryota, Viridiplantae, Streptophyta, Magnoliopsida, Fabales, Fabaceae. The transcript has a single exon. The record is from RefSeq and is a predicted model, not a curated record. Bases 1 to 636 code for a protein of 211 amino acids.